This is a messenger RNA of Euleptes europaea (tarantolino), 701 nucleotides long. RefSeq names its product RAB8A, member RAS oncogene family (gene RAB8A). Bases 2 to 625 code for a protein of 207 amino acids. The record is from RefSeq and is a predicted model, not a curated record. The transcript has 8 exons. NCBI's taxonomy places the organism in Eukaryota, Metazoa, Chordata, Lepidosauria, Squamata, Sphaerodactylidae. Gene Ontology annotation, molecular function: GTPase activity; GTP binding. Gene Ontology annotation, biological process: cellular response to insulin stimulus; protein localization to plasma membrane; Golgi vesicle fusion to target membrane. Gene Ontology annotation, cellular component: dendritic spine; trans-Golgi network transport vesicle; synaptic vesicle.
CAUGGCGAAGAGCUACGACUACCUGUUCAAGCUGCUGCUGAUCGGCGACUCCGGGGUGGGCAAGACGUGCGCGCUCUUCCGCUUCAGCGAGGACGCCUUCAACGCCACCUUCAUCUCCACCAUCGGCAUCGACUUCAAGAUCCGCACCGUCGAGCUGGACGGCAAGAAGAUCAAGCUGCAGAUCUGGGACACGGCCGGGCAGGAGCGCUUCCGGACCAUCACGACGGCCUACUACCGAGGGGCCAUGGGUAUCAUGCUGGUAUAUGAUAUCACUAAUGAGAAAUCCUUUGAAAAUAUUCGUAACUGGGUCAGGAAUAUUGAAGAGCACGCUUCCCCAGAUGUAGAAAAAAUGAUCCUUGGAAACAAAUGCGAUAUGAACCAGAAGCGGCAAGUGUCCAGGGAGCAAGGAGAGAAGCUGGCCCUUAGUUUUGGAAUUAAGUUCAUGGAGACCAGCGCAAAGGCAAACAUUAAUAUAGAGAACGCAUUUUUUACUCUUGCAAGAGACAUCAAAGCAAAGAUGGACAAGAAACUGGAAGGCAACAGCCCCCAAGGCUGCAGCCAGGGUGUAAAGAUCAGCCCGGAGCUACAGAAGAAAAGCAGCAUUUUCCGAUGUGCCCUACUCUGAGGGGUGCAGCCAUAGCAUGGCUACCUGGACUGACUCGACUACCUGGACUGUUCUUGCUUGCAGGGGCUUCCUCUUU